AUGAAAUCAUUUCAAAAAUCUUAUGAAUUCGAUUAUCCAUGGGAGAAAGUCACCACGGCAAACUGGAUGAAAUAUCCAAACAAGAUCUCUACACACGUUAUCGCCGUCGAUGUGCUUCGCCGGGAACUCAAAGAACAUGGCAACGUACUUCUUUCAGAACGACUGAUAACCAUACGUCAAAACACGCCUCGCUGGAUGUCCAUUUUAGUGGGGAACACCAAUUUAGCAUACGUGAGAGAGGUUUCCACGGUUGAUCGAAGGGACAGAUCUCUAAUUAUGAGGAGCUGUAAUAUGACCUUUCCGCAUAUAUUGAAGUGCUAUGAAACUGUAUGUUAUGUUCCUCAUCCGAAAAAUCCAUCGAACGUGACUCUUUUCAAGCAAGAUGCAAAGUUUAUGUCCGGUGUUCCGACAAAAACCUUUAGUGAGAGAGUGGAAAACUGGGGCGUUAAACGUUUUAGUGACAAUGCAAUGAAGGGCAAAGUCGGGUUUGAUAGCAUUCUAGCAAUGUUCAAUGAUAUCUGGAAAAAUGGUAACGAAUAA
This is a messenger RNA of Saccharomyces paradoxus, 540 nucleotides long. RefSeq names its product Ups3p (gene UPS3). Gene Ontology annotation, cellular component: mitochondrial intermembrane space. The record is from RefSeq and is a predicted model, not a curated record. Gene Ontology annotation, biological process: phospholipid transport. Gene Ontology annotation, molecular function: phosphatidic acid transfer activity. The transcript has a single exon. Bases 1 to 540 code for a protein of 179 amino acids. Lineage: Eukaryota; Fungi; Ascomycota; Saccharomycetes; Saccharomycetales; Saccharomycetaceae.